Molecule: messenger RNA, 2952 nt
Organism: Entamoeba nuttalli P19
Lineage: Eukaryota; Evosea; Mastigamoebida; Endamoebidae
Exons: 1
Source: RefSeq, a predicted model, not a curated record
AUCGAAAAACAAGUAAUUUUUGCAAGUUUGGUUCAUAAUUAUCAAGAACUUUAUGAAACACCAUUUUUCAAUGAAAUUGUUGAUAUGCCUCCUAUGAGUCAACUUCAAGAAGUUUUAGUUCAAAACAUUAUCACUAAAUUUUUAAAAUACUUUAAGGAACAAGCAAGACAUAUCAUAUUAUUCGAAAUGAUAAGUCAAGUAAUAGAUGAUUUUGUAUAUUGUUUAUUCAGUGCUAAAUCAAUAAGAAAUAAAAAGAAAGAAGAAUUAUAUUUAUCGUUAGAAACUGAAGAAAAAAGUUUGUCUAUAAUAAGCGAAUUAUUAGAAGCAUUAGACAUUCACCAUCAAAUUCUUAUUUUCACAAAUAAAUUUAUUCAACCAAGAGUUAAUGUUUCAUCAAAUAUAUCAUUUGUAUAUUGCAUUAAUAUUAAUGUAUUUGAUUGCAUUGACUCUACUUGUAAUAGUAAUUUUUCUUUUUAUUGGGACUUAUUAAAUACUUGUCAAAUGAAAAUCAAAGAAAGUCAACUUCCUUUUGAAGAUAUAGAAAUUAGAUUUUUCAAUGAUGAAAAUUUAAGUCUCAUUGAUAACAUCGUUUCAAUACUAAAGAAACAGCCUAGUCUUUCACCAGAAGAAAAACUAUUCAUUUUAAUUUCUGAAAAAUUAACAUUUCUUAAGAAACUAUCAACAAUUUCUACUGCAACCUGUUUUACAGAUGUAUGUUCUAUUGUGAACAACUCAUUGUUCCAAAUUGAAGUAACUCAUUACAUCCAAGGACUACCCUUUAUUGCACAAACUGCAUUAUCUAAUCUAAUCAAUAGUUUAAAACUAAUGUUUUGUCGUUAUUUAAAACUUGAAAAUCCCUUAGUUGCACUUAUUAAUAAAACUCAAAAUAAAAAUUUCAGUUUGUUCUCCUCUUCUAUUCAUAAUCAAUGUAGCGGAGUUUUAGAAUCAAAACUCACUUCUCAUUACUAUUUGGCAGAUUCAUUUAAUCAUAACUCUGAUAUAGAAACUGAUAUUCAAUGGAUUUCACAUAUUCAUUCAACAGAAGAUAUAAUAAAAAAUUUUUGGUUAGUAAGAAGAAAUAGUGCUUUGUUGAUUGAUAUAUUACAACUUUCAGAAAAAGGUAAACCCAAAUCUGAUGAAAUGACUAGUGAAAAUGAACAAGAAAAUGAAGAGUUAGAUCUUAUGAAAAGUGAAGAAAGUGUUAUCCCAGAUAUCUCAAAUUCAAUUAACUAUAAAAAUUCAAUCACUAAAGUCGCUUCAAUCACUAAUCAUCAAAAUCUAUCUAAGAAUAACAAAAACGAAAAAUUAAAAAUAACUGAUUUUCCAAAACAAAAUGACUCAACAGAUAAAAUCGCAACUAAUCCAGAAGUAAAAGACAGUGAUGUUCUAUCUAACCAAAUCAAUAACAAAAAUAAUCAAAUUUUGACAUCUUUAAAAGUGGAAAAUGUUUCAUUACAAGAACUUCAAAAAUUAAAUCUCUCUCAAAAGGAAUAUCAAAGUCAAAAUUCUACUAACUCCGAAUUUAUACAAUACAUAUCAAUUAUUCAAGAAGAGGCAUCAUCUGUUAGUAUCCCUACAUUUUAUUUAAUGGAUUAUUCAAGCACAUAUAACUCUUAUUUACUUUUUAUAAGUUAUUAUACAAAAAAAGGAAAUUUAAGACAAUUGUUUAUUGAACAAAUUAAGUCAAUUGAUAAUAUUGAUAAAAAAGUUUUUGACUAUAUUCACUGUUAUACAAAAAAACCAACUAUUGUCUCUUUAUCAUCUACUAAUUGUUUUUACCCAAAACAUAUUAAUAAUACAAUUUUUAUUCCUUCUAAAUCAGUAAUUACAAUAGUAGAUUGUCAAUGUGAAAUAACAUUUAAUUCAGUCAAAGCAUUGAUCAAAGAAUUAAGUCUAAAAGAAGAAACCAAAGGUUUUAUUUCCUCUGUAUUAAUUCAAUUUGCUAAAACGCCAAAGUCAUCUUUUAUUGAUGGGAUAAAAAUAAUAAAAAACCAUUUAUUACCAAUAGCAAAAUUUUUUGAUGAAAAAUACAAGUCAAUUAUCUGUGAAUUAUAUUUUGAAUUACAUCCAAUUUUCAAUAAAUCAUGUGCUUUAAAUAAAGUAAAAUCUCUUGGAGAAUUAACAGACAUGUUAGCAGAUAUUGUAGAAUGCUGUGAUAAUUCAAAACCAAAUACUAAUUUACAUUCGACUAAAUAUGAAGAAAUUCUCAAAGAAACCCAAGAAGCAAAAAGUCUUAUUAAGAACAUCAUAUCAAAAUACUAUAAACCAACAACACCAACGCUAUUGGCAAGAGCAACAUUUUUUGAACCAAUGUAUAAAAAAAUGAGAUUGUUUUCACAAGAAGCCAUCAACACAAUUUUAAAUAAUUUAAAAGAGCAUUGUGGAAAAGAAGUCAAUGAAUAUUUAAAAGAACCAUCUCCAUCUUCUAAGGACUGUCAUUGUUGGUGGAUAAAUCACAGAUCUCAGUAUCCAAAAUUAUAUGAAGAAUCAAGACAAACAGAAAGUAUUAUUUUUGGUCAAAUUUUUGAAAAAAAUACAGAUGAUAUUAUGUUUGGAAACGUUGAUGAUGAAAAUAAUACAUAUCCUGUAAUCUUUAACUUGUUAAAUUCAUCGUUUAUUUCCGAAAAAAGAAACGAAAUUAAAACAAUUCAAAACCAAACAAGAAAAAUCCUAAACGAUGAUGGGGAGAAUAGCCUUGAUGAAUGGACUUCUCGAAUUGACUUUUCAUUUCUUGAACAUCAAAAGAAACAAAAUUCAACAACUAAACAACAAGAAAUGAGUCAGAAUGAUGGAUCGACACAAUUAAUGAGUAGUAGUUCUUCUGAAGUGGAUGGACCAGAAGAAGAAAAAAUUUUAGAAAAGAACAUCCAAGAAGCAAGGGUAUUAAAUGAAAAAAAUCGAGCAGCUAAAUCACCUGUUAUUGUGAUUGAUGUUGAUGAGCCAAAACUUUAG